This is a messenger RNA of Yamadazyma tenuis ATCC 10573, 678 nucleotides long. RefSeq lists its product as uncharacterized. Gene Ontology annotation, cellular component: mitochondrion. Gene Ontology annotation, molecular function: oxidoreductase activity. Lineage: Eukaryota; Fungi; Ascomycota; Pichiomycetes; Serinales; Debaryomycetaceae. The record is from RefSeq and is a predicted model, not a curated record.
UCAGUCUGCUGUUUUCUGUUGUCGUUGUUUUUUCUAAAACAAAAUGUCCAUGUUCAAAACUUUACAAAAUUCUCCUAGCACCAUAUCCAUCUUCCACAAUGCUAAGAUCCCAAUGCUGAACAAAUUAUACGGUAUUCUUUCCAAAGCCAAUUACAAAUUAAAUGAGGAUAAACUGAAAAUCAUCUUGGACUUAAUGGAAAACACCCUCCCCACGUAUGAUCAGUAUAGCUUGAUUGUGAAUAAUUGUUUGCGUGAUAACUACAGCAAGAAUGUCGUGGCCAGCUGCUUCCCGUUUAUUAAAGGCAGCACCGAAAAUAAGGUUGGUCAGGAUAGAGUGACGGUCAAUGCGCCAAUUGGGUUGCAAAGAUUGCUGGGAAGUGGGUUAAAAGUGUUCAAUGAAGGAGAAUACGCUAUGAUCGUUGAAGCAUUCAACGGCAUUGAGCAGUCCGACUCGACAGAAGUGUCUGCCUCCGCGGUGUUUGCUGCUCCCUUGGUUGUAGACUGGGAUCAGAAUAUGAUAGCCAAUGACGAGCACGGCAUCAGCAACAUAUUGAACAAGUACAAGUAGCUAAGCACCAUGUGCCCCAUAAAAGUACAAUUAGAAUAAAAAAAGAGGUUAGCCGGACUAGCAUUCCCAUACUCUCCUUACUGCUUAUGAAUAUAUAUUUAUUGUCGUCU